AAUCAUCGUCAGCAGCUGUAACCUACAGUUGACAAGUUGCGGCUGGACGAACUUCAGUGCUGAAAUUUUGUACAAUGGGUGACGAGGAGGAACAUGUUGACCCAAAGAAGCUGACGUCUUUAAGUGACAUAAAGAGGGCAUACGAGAAGCUUUGUGAUGAAGAGAUUGCUGUUGCUGAACGACUCGAGUGGAGUGUAGGAAACCGUCACCAUCUUGAGGCCCGAUUGUCCCAACUUGCCCGCCUUGUCCCUACCUUACAGUUGGUUCAGGCUGAUGCAAGACAGCUGGAGAACACCAUAUCUUUCACACAUCAGCUGGCCAAUAAUGUCUCAGCCAAAGUACGGCAGCUGGACUUGGCAAAGAGCCGAGUUGUGGAGACACAGGCAAGGGUUGGAGAUCUGCUGGACUUGGAAGGCUGUAGUGGAGGAGUGGCCACUGCAUUAGCACAGGAAGACUAUGAGACAGCUGCUGCCCACAUUCAUAGGUUCCUGGCCAUGGACGAGACACUACUCCUGCACACCACUGAUUCUGCCAGUAAAGCUGAAAAUGUGGAGACUUGGUUUGACCGGCUGCGGCAAGCAGAGAAGGAGUUGAGCUCAUUGAUAACCCAUAAGUUCGAUGAAGCAGUUAAGAGAGAGGACAUGGCUAGUGUGGACAGGUUUUUCAAGCUCUUUCCUUUACUAAACAAACACGAAGAAGGUUUGAAGAAAUUCACUACUUAUUUAUGUGCAAAGGUUCAGGAGUCCACUGCCCAAAAUCUGGCAGCAGCUCAGAAUCUUGGUCCGAGAGAGAAGCGGUCCCAUGUUAUUUGGGCAGACACUUUUACACUUUUGUUUGAGGGAAUUGCCAGAACUAUUGAAGUCCGACAACCUAUUAUUGAAACAUAUUACGGUCCUGGCCAUCUUUCUCUGGUGGUGGAGAUGCUGCAACGUGAGUGUGACCGGCAAGCUGGUCGCAUCAGCUCUGAGAUGAGGAAGCACAGGCGACUUGAUGCUGUUGUGUCAGCUGUGCGAAGCUCUCUUAGAUUUGGGGCAGGGAGGGAACCCCGGGCAGACCAGCCAGAUCCCAGGGACCUGGACACCUUGCUGGGAGAGCUCACCCUCAUCAAUGCCCGAGCAGAACUUUAUUUACGCUUUAUCCGCAGGCGGGUUACUGCUGACUUUGAAGCAUCUCUUCCUGAAGCAGCAGAAAGGGAAAAGAAAGAAGCUGAGUUUGAGGGACGCCUAUCACAUUCGCAGUUGGUGUGUGACAUGGCUGUCAUUGUGGGUGACUACACCAUACUAGAACAGUUUUAUCUUAAUGAGUCCUUCAAAAAGGCAUUAAUCAUGGACACUGUUGAAGAUGCAGCCCAUACAUCUUCAAUAGUAGAUGAUGCCUUUUACAUAAUCAAAAAGAGUGUAAGGCGAUCCAUUGCCUCAAGCAGCGUUGAUGGAGUGUGCGCAAUGCUGAACCAUGCAGUCACCCUGGUAGAGACCCAACUGGCAGAAGGCUUCAGACAGACAUUGAGGAAAGGCUUUCCUGCCCAAGGCUAUCUUGAUCUCAACCAGGCGUACACCGUUUUGCAGUCUUCUUUACAGUCAACACUCCAAGCUGGAAAGAUCAAUUCUACCACAACAGACUCAGAUGCUUUGAGACAAGCAUUUCUGACUGCCCUCAACAACACUGAGACUAGCAUGCGUCACAUCAGAAGCUUGCAUGCCUCACUAGAAGACAGCAUUAACAGUGCCAUGGUUGGUCUCAGCAACACUGCCCGGGCAAAGCUUGACUCCUGUCUCAAUGAUUUAAAAGCAACCACAGGCAAGCUUGCAUUAGUUGUGGAAUUUGGAAUAUCCCAGCUGCGAGCAACAGCUGUCAAGCCUCGAGUCAAGCCAUGGGUGGACAUCUUCAACACAACCUCUCAUGACAUCAAAGAGGAAGAAUUUGCUUCAUAUGAGGCAAAUGAUCCUUUUAGCCAGACUCUGAUGGUGCAAGUAGAUGGAUUGCUUGGAUCUUUUACAUCUUUGUUGACUGAAGAAAACUACAAGGCUCUGGUGGGAGUGCUUGUGAGUGAGGUGGCAGAACAACUUGAAAAAGCAGUCUUCAAGUCCUCUUUUAAUCGGCUAGGUGGCUUGCAGUUUGACCGAGAAGUGCGAGCAAUAGUUGGCUAUUUGUCCCAAGUGUCUGAAUGGGGAGUUCGAGAACACCUCACCAGACUCACGCAGAUGGCAACGUUGCUCAACUUGGAAAACCUUGCAGAGGUUUCUGAAUAUUCGUCUACCACUACCUGGAGAUUAACCCCAUCAGAAAUGAGGAAAGUUCUGCAACUUAGAGUUGACUUCAAAGCUGAUGAAAUCAAGAGAUUAAAACUUUAAGUAAUACUUACACCCUCGGCAAGUUUUACAUAAAACUUGUGGAAUGCUUGAGGACUACAGUCAUCAUGGCUGCUGUGGUGGUGGCCUGCAUCAUGGCAGCAGUAGUCCUGUGCCUUGGUUCUUGGUAUUGUGCAACACAGAUUGUUUAUUCCAGAGAUAUAUACAAUAUAAAUUUUGUAGAUAAAGUUA
Molecule: messenger RNA, 2540 nt
Organism: Portunus trituberculatus (swimming crab)
Lineage: Eukaryota; Metazoa; Arthropoda; Malacostraca; Decapoda; Portunidae
Gene: Cog4
Product: conserved oligomeric Golgi complex subunit 4-like
Exons: 18
Coding region: 75-2351 (758 amino acids)
Source: RefSeq, a predicted model, not a curated record